GUAGUGAGUAGUCAGUAGUGAGUAGUCAGAGAGCAAUAGGUAUUUAGUAGUAAGCAGUAGUAUCAAUAUCCUGCUGCUGACUGCGCAUUGUUUGCACAUCUCCUCGCUCUCCCACCCCAACCUCACCCAGCCCUCAACACACCCCUCAACACACCGGUGAGGUCGGGGGAGUUGGUGUUUACGCCGUGUCAGCAGUUGAGACUAUGUUAGGCAAGCAGCAGCCCUGUAAACAGAUGCCACGUGCAGACGGCAGGAAGGUAGGACACCUGUUACUCUAGGGACCCGGGUGACUGGCUGCCCCACUUGACUGAGGAUCUGGAUCCUGUUUAAUACGAAAAGCUUACACCCCUACACGGGUUACAAAAACACAAACUAGUCUCAAAUAUUCCGUCGCCUAUUCAUCUGGUACAAAGACGACAACAUCUACAUACAGCGGGUGCGGCGACGACACGGCUGAGUGCAGACCUGCAGUCGCUGUACAAGUUGCUUGCAUGCAGCAGACAGUCACACCUGUGUCUACCUGUGUCUACCUGUGUCACACCUGUCUACCUGUGUCACACCUGUCUACCUGCGUACCUCAGGUGAACGGCAAGCUGCCUGUGCAGGUAGGACUGACAAGUACUAGUCAAGGAGUAGCACUCAAGGAAGACGUGUCUUCAGUGACACCACAAGGAAGUUGUGCUGAUACCGGUGGAGGUGCCUGCUACAACAGUCUGACGAUGGACGCACUGAUGGCAGCAUGUCUCCUGAUGGCCACAGCAGUGCCAGUGCCAGUGUCAGGUAGCACACUGUGUGUGUUCAAGGUGUCACUGCAGGACCCUCCUGGCAACCUGUCCUACACUGAGAAGCGCUGGUGUCAAUAUGGAUGUUGCCAUGACGACUGCUGCUUAUAUUCAGUGGCCCUGGUGUUGUGGUCGCUGGUGGGAGUGGUGCUUGGCGUGGUCCUCACGGUGUCGGUGAUCAGCUCGGCCGUCGUCUACUGCUACAGGAGACACCGCCAGCAGAUGGCGCUCACCCAGUAUGGCCGCUGUGUGGAGUCGGAGUAAACCACCACAGGUAGCCCUGGCCCUGAUCAUCUCUCUCUGACGGGGAGGACCUCACGAACAGCUUGAACAACUGUCACAACAACCUCUACUCAGUUUAAUUCAACUCAUCUCACCAACUUCAGCAUCAGUGUCAACAUCAUCAAACAGAACCUCAACCUUGUCACCACAACCAUUCAACCUGACCCUCAGUCUCAACGUGGUAUGAAAACCUGACCUCAGCAACCUCAGUCUCGUCAUCUGUGAUGGUAAUCUCAUCAUCAACCUCAGUCACAUCAUCUGUGAUGGUAAUCUCAUCAUCAACCUCAGUCUCAUCAUCUGUGAUGGUAAUCUCAUCAGCAACCUCAGUCUCGUCAUCUGUGAUGGUAAUCUCAUCAUCAACCUCAGCCUCACACUUGCCUGAUUAGCUAAGCCUCACCAACCUCUUAGCCUUAUAAUCAACAUUAAUUUUUAAUUGCUUCAUGCAACUCUGCAAUUACUUUUGUACCAGAUAGCAAAAGAUAAACAAACAUCUAAAUUUAAUAAAUAAAGACAUUAGAAACAUCUCAGACAAACAAAAAGAUUUCCUGUUACACAGACAGACAGGACUACAAGACCUCUUUAAAAAUAAAAGUCGUUCCUGUCGCUUUCGACGAAAGUUCUAGGUCUUCCAGCAGGAAGGAACACCCACAUAACAUACAACAGAAGUAGCGUGUGUAGAACACAACACGUGACAGAAGUAGAGUGUGUAGAACACAACACGUGACAGAAGUAGAUGUGUAGAA
Molecule: messenger RNA, 1807 nt
Organism: Pomacea canaliculata
Lineage: Eukaryota; Metazoa; Mollusca; Gastropoda; Architaenioglossa; Ampullariidae
Exons: 5
Coding region: 492-1046 (184 amino acids)
Source: RefSeq, a predicted model, not a curated record